Molecule: messenger RNA, 956 nt
Organism: Cucumis melo (muskmelon)
Lineage: Eukaryota; Viridiplantae; Streptophyta; Magnoliopsida; Cucurbitales; Cucurbitaceae
Exons: 4
Coding region: 66-425 (119 amino acids)
Source: RefSeq, a predicted model, not a curated record
UCUUUAGAAUUCCUGAAUGUUACAAUAUUAUUGGUCACGAGGCCUUUCUCGUUUUUCAUGCGUACAUGCUCAUUUAUCUUGAAAACCUUUGUUGUUGUUGUUCAAACUUGGUUGAAGCUGUUGAAGACCUCGGUCAGUCUUCACUUAAACAUAUUUUGGACAACUUUGUGUGGAUAAUUGCAAUUGUCUCUCUUCCUGGACGAAUUUUAGCUGCUUUACGAAGGGGAAGGCAGUUGCAACAAUUUUUUCAAUUUCUGGAAAUCGAGUUUGAUAAUGUUUUGCUGGAAAGAAAGGAGCUCCAAAAACAAUUCCAGGCUGCUUUGAAGGAGCAUAAGAUGAUGGAAUUGAUGUUGAACGAACUUGAAAUGAUACAUGAAAAGGCAACCAACAAGAUUGCACUCUUAGAAAGUGAGAUUGUUCUUUGAGGACAGACCAAGAGCAUAAUGCUGUUGAGUGAAGGAAUAGCGUGAUAAGAGGAAUAAAGGGAAAUGAAGUAUAACCAAACUUGGAACCUUUGCAAGCAAGGGGAGGUUUUCUGUUCCCUUUCUUUUAUUUUUCCAUCCUUAGAAUCUUGCUUAACAUGCUUUGAGGACAACUUUAAGUGGGGGUGGGGUUGUAGCUUUGCAUGUUCCAUGUUCUUUGGGAAAUUUUCAUUUUGCCAAAAAUGCCUAAAUUUUAAAAAUUUUCAAAUUCUCUAUUCUUAGAAUAAAUAUCAUGCCUACUUUGCUUUUUAGCUUAGAAAACACGUUUGCCUAACCCUUAAGCAUGGAGCUUGGGUUUGUGAUUGUUUUAUUAUUUAAAUAUCUUAAAUAUGUUGAAAAUGCGUACUUUAAUAGCUUAGAAAUGAGUAAAAUGUAUGCAAUCUAUUAUAUGAAUAUUGUGAACACUGUACAUACUUAAUAAUAUGUGCUGCUGAAAACAUGACCUAACUAAAACCAGACUUGCCUAGCCCUUAG